AUGACAGGACUUUUGCUGUUCACCUCCUUUCUGAUAUUUGCCAAUUCUCCAGGCUGGGCAAAAGAAAGACAUUAUUACGUUGGCAUUAGGGAAGAGACCUGGAACUAUGCUCCCACUGGUAAAAAUAUAGUCAACGGAAAAUUAAUUUCCGAAGAUAAAGAUCUUAAAUCCUAUAUCUAUCUACAAAGAGGUGCUCAGAGGAUUGGUCGAGUUUACAAGAAAGCCAUGUACGUUCAGUACACGGAUGGAAGCUAUCGAAGGCGCGUGAGAAAGCCCACCUGGCUGGGGUUUUUGGGUCCUAUUCUGAAGGGAGAGGUUGGGGAUCUACUUGUCGUACAUAUGAAAAACUUUGCCUCAAGACGCUACACUAUGCAUCCACAUGGAGCGACCUAUACUAAGGAAAAUGAAGGUGCUCUGUAUCCUGACAAUACCUGGGGGCGACAGAAGGAAGAUGAUAGAGUGAUGCCUGGACAGAACUAUACUUACAGGUGGUCCAUAACCCCAGAGCAAGGGCCUGGGGAUGGGGACCAUAAUUGUGUGACCCGAAUUUACCACUCACACUUUGAUACUGUGAAGGAUGUGGCUUCUGGGCUUGUGGGACCCCUGAUAACUUGUAAGAAAGGGACCCUGAAUGGGGACACUGAAAAAGACAUUGAUCAUUCAUUUGUCAUAAUGUUUAGUGAAGUAGAUGAAAAUCAGAGCUGGUAUCUGGAGGAAAAUAUCGAUACCUAUUGUUAUGAACCUGACAAGGUCAAUAAAACUGAUCCGGCCUUCGUGGAGAGCAACAGAAUGUACUCAAUGAAUGGAUUCCUGUUUGGAAACAUUCCAGACAUCACCAUGUGCAUGGAAGACAGAGUGCAUUGGCAUUUUUUUGGAAUGGGUUCUCUGCGUUCUAAACAUGCCAUCUUUCUUCAUGGACAGACUUUGCUCUAUCUGGGUCACAGAAUGGAUACUUUCAGCAUUUUUGCUGCUUCAAUGAUUGAUGCUGUGAUGGUAGCAAAAGGUGCUGGGGAAUGGAUGCUUAGCUGUCAAAUUAACAAACAUCUGGAUGCUGGCAUGCAGGCCUUUUUCAAGAUAAAUGAUUGCAAAAAGCGCUCAUCUGAUAAUGUUAAAGGGACAAGAGUUAGGCAUUACUACAUUGCUGCUGAGGAAAUACUUUGGAAUUAUGCUCCAUCUGGCAUUGACAAUUUUACAAGGAAAAGCUUAACAGCUCCUGGGAGUGAAUCAGCACCUUAUUUCAUUCGAGGUCCCGACAGAAUUGGAGGAACUUACAUCAAGUUGCAAUACAAGGAAUACACAGAUGAUUCCUUCUUAACAAAGAAAACAAGACUCCCUGAAGAAAGACAUCUUGGACUUUUGGGCCCUGUCAUUAAAACAGAAGUGGGAGACACUGUCCUAGUCACUUUUCUCAACAAAGCCAACCAUUCCCUCAGCAUUCUGCCUCACUGUUUAAGGCUCACCAAGAGCAACGAAGGAUCGAAAUACAUGACUCUCAGUGGAGGGACACCUCCACCUUCUUCAAGUAUACAGCCUGGGGAAAAUUUUACCUACGAAUGGACUGUUCCAGAAACUGUGGGUCCCACCUCUGCUGAUCCAGUUUGCUUGACUUGCCUAUACUUCUCUGCUGGGGACCUUGUUAGAGAAGUCACCAGUGGGAUGAUUGGGCCUCUUCUAGUGUGUAGGAAAGGAAGUCUUCGUGCAGAUGGUAGACUGAAAGGAGUAGACAAGGAAUUCUACCUGCUACCUACAAUAUUUGAUGAGAAUGAAAGCCUCUACUUGGAUGAAAAUAUUAGAAAAUUUACAGGAAAUCCCAACCAAGUGAAUAAGAAUGAUCCAGACUUCCAAGACUCUAACAGAAUGGCCUCCCUAAAUGGAUAUAUGUUCGGAAAUCUGCCAGGACUCAAUAUGUGCCUAGGUGACAAGAUUUCAUGGCAUGUCCUCAGUGUGGGAACAGAAGAAGAUAUGCAUGGGAUAUAUUUUUCAGGAAACACUUUUGUCUCUUUAGGAGGGAGGAGAGACACCAUAAAUGUGAUUCCACAAACUUCCGGGACUCUCUUUAUGACAGCAGAUUCUCCAGGGGAAUUUGAAGUUAGUUGUGUCACAACAGACCACUAUAGAACAGGUCUGAAACACAAAUACAGAGUGAAACAAUGCGACAAGCCUUUUAAUGACAACGCACACUAUAACAAGAACAAGGUUUACUACAUUGCGGCCGUGGAAGUGGAAUGGGAUUAUUCUCCCAGUAGGAAGUGGGGAAGGGAGCUGAGUCGUUUACAAGGAAAAAAUGAGACAAAUAUAAAUAUAGAUAAAAAGUAUGAUUGGUAUCUUGGUUCCAAAUACAAGAAAGUUGUUUACAUUCAGUUCACUGAUGGCUCCUUCAAGACUCCAAAACCGAGAACCGAAGAAAACAAACAUCUGGAUAUCUUAGGUCCAAUGAUUCAGGCAGAUGUUGGGAAUACAGUUACAGUCGUCUUUAAAAACACAGCCAGUAGGUCUUAUUCUAUACAUGCUCAUGGAGUGAAAACAGAUUAUUCCAUUGUUACUCCAACAAAACCAGGGGAAACAAGAUCAUAUAAGUGGAAAAUCCCUGUAAGAUCUGGGCCUACCCAAAAUGACUCUGUUUGCAUACCUUGGGUUUAUUAUUCAUCUGUGAAUCCAGUUAAGGAUAUCUACAGUGGAUUGGUGGGGACUUUGCUAGUCUGUCGCCGAAACGUCACCACGAACCAUGAUGUCAGCCGUUCUCUUAACCUAGUUCUUGCUUUCACAAUUUUUGAUGAGAAUGAAUCCUGGUACUUUGAUGAAAACAUCAAAAAGUAUUCUCCACAUCCAGAGAAAGUAAAAAAAGAUGAUCCGGAAUUUAUUUUAAGCAACAGAAUUCACGCAAUUAAUGGGAGAAUUAGUGGAAACAACCAAGGUCUGACGAUGCAUGUUGGAGAUACAGUGAACUGGUAUUUGAUCGGCUUGGGGAGUAAUGUAGACAUCCACACCGUUCACUUUCAUGGCCACAGCUUCAAAUAUAAGGGAGCUGGAUUUUAUCGCUCUGAUGUUUAUGACCUUCUUCCUGGAACAUUCAGAACUGUUCAAAUGUAUCCAAAAGAUGCUGGGACUUGGUUAUUCCACUGUCAUGUUUCUGAACACCUCAGUUUGGGAAUGGAGAGUACUUACACUGUUUUACCGAGAGAAGCCUACAAAGCAGGUAGUGCAAGUAUUUCUAUUACUGUUUGGAAAAAGAGAAAACUGAAGUCCAUAGAAUUUAACCUAAUGUCCCAGGCCAUACAAGUAGUCAAUGCCAAACCUGAGAUGGGAAGCCAGAGCUCCACAUUCCAAGUCCAGGAUUCAUAUCUACUGGAAACUUGCCUGUCCUCGAUAGACAAUGCCACCAUUGAGAUGGAGUGGAAUCUCCUCACCUAG
This is a messenger RNA of Trichosurus vulpecula (common brushtail), 3411 nucleotides long. RefSeq names its product ceruloplasmin-like. The transcript has 19 exons. Gene Ontology annotation, cellular component: plasma membrane. The record is from RefSeq and is a predicted model, not a curated record. The coding region runs from base 1 to 3411 and encodes 1136 amino acids. Gene Ontology annotation, molecular function: copper ion binding; oxidoreductase activity. Lineage: Eukaryota; Metazoa; Chordata; Mammalia; Diprotodontia; Phalangeridae. Gene Ontology annotation, biological process: iron ion transport.